GGACAAUACUUUAUAGAUCUGUGAAGUUUUAUCGUCAAUGAUUUGAUAACCGCCCCUUGUCAAACACAUUUUAAUGGGACAAACAUCGAUGGUCAAACAUAAUGGACGAGAGCAGUUGACGGUAGGGCACUGCUCGAAAAAAUACUUUGACAGCAUGGGUGAAAAUAUUAGGCGAAGAGGCGUUAGAAGACUCCAAUUCAAGUAAAGGCGGGCACGAUGGCGGAACGGGCUGGCGGGGGCGCUUCGGCCGCCAUCUCUCCAGUGCAGCAGAUGCUGGCUUCGGGCACCGGGGCCCUCCUCACGUCCCUUUUUGUGACGCCUCUGGACGUGGUGAAGAUUCGACUUCAGGCCCAGCAGAGCCCCCUCCAUCAAGCUUUAACUAGCGAUGCUGCUUCCUGGGCCGGUGUCGCUCGCCCCGCCAAGUGGAGGUGCUUCCUGUAUUGCAAUGGCUUAAUGGAUCACAUCUACGUUUGCCAGAAUCGAAGCAGCUGUACCGCCUGGUACAAGCCGCAAACGCAUUUCAGUGGCACCCUGGAUGCGUUUGUGAAAAUCACCCGCCACGAAGGCCUCAAGUCUCUAUGGAGCGGACUCCCACCCACACUUGUCAUGGCCGUGCCCGCCACCGUCAUCUACUUCACCUGCUACGACCAGCUGCGGGACUUCCUGCGUUUCCGCAUGGGUUUCCACGGCGACCACAUCCCGCUCCUUGCCGGGGGUCUUGCCAGACUGGGCGCCGUGACGGUCAUCAGUCCUCUGGAGCUGAUCCGAACCAAGAUGCAGUCACGCCGCCUGACGUAUGGCGAGUUGCGCGUGUGCAUCCGUGGCGCCGUGGCCCAGGGUGGGCCGCUGUCGCUGUGGCGCGGCUGGGGACCAACAGUGCUCAGAGAUGUGCCCUUUUCGGCCAUUUACUGGUUCAACUACGAGUUGGUGAAAGCUCACUUGUGUCAACGCUCUCAAAUCCCGCAAGCCAACUUUGCAAUUAGCUUCACCGCAGGCGCCGUUUCAGGAACGAUCGCCGCUAUCUUGACGCUUCCCUUUGACGUGGUGAAGACUCGCAGGCAGAUACAGCUGGGAGAGAUGGACACACUUGGAGCACCAUUAAAGAAAACUGCAUCCACCUGGCACAUCAUGAGGGACAUUUGGAGCGAUGUUGGCUACCGGGGGCUCUUUGCAGGUUUCAUGCCACGGGUGAUCAAAGUAGCGCCAGCCUGCGCCGUCAUGAUCAGCACUUAUGAGUUCGGAAAAGCCUUCUUCCAGAAGGUUAACCAGGAUCGCCAGCCCGUCACGUCCUGAAGGGAUGUCGGAAUCUUUUACAUUUUUAGGAUCAUGUAAUGUGAGUUUUAGUACAAUGCAGGUUUUAAGUCUCCUCAUCCCAGAAGAGAGAACCACGUUCUGUUAAAUCGGAUCCAAUUUUGUAUUUCUGUUGAAUCGACUGUAUCGACAACUGUCGCCAUUAAUCCUAAUAUGCAAUGCCUCAUGGGAAAUCCAUGAUGAAAAGAUUGCAUGAUCUCCUGAACACGCAUGGACAUUCAGUCAACAGCGCUCAUAUAUAAACUCGUGUUCCUCACACGUGAAGCGGAGCCAUGAAGAAUAUGAAUGCACUUCUGUACAUUUCAAUGCAAGCACGAAAUAGCCUCGCAGCUUGAAAAAUAGGACAUUUCCAAGCUGAUUCUUUUGAGGAUACUUUCAACAGCGCUGUGUUAUAGAGUAGAAUUAUGUUGCCUUAAGAUGGAAUGUUUCAUUUUUAAUUAAAUGACAUCAUGAAGUAGUUGGAGUUUUGUUUUAUUUGGGAGAUUUUGGAAGUUUAUUGUACAUCCCUGGGCCGCCAUCGACAUUCUGUGUUAAUAAAAGUAAAUUUGGAGGAGAAAAAAAAACUUG
Corythoichthys intestinalis (scribbled pipefish) is the source of this 1878-nucleotide messenger RNA. It is a transcript of the gene slc25a39, whose product is annotated as solute carrier family 25 member 39. Bases 217 to 1293 code for a protein of 358 amino acids. Gene Ontology annotation, biological process: mitochondrial transmembrane transport. Lineage: Eukaryota; Metazoa; Chordata; Actinopteri; Syngnathiformes; Syngnathidae. The record is from RefSeq and is a predicted model, not a curated record. Gene Ontology annotation, cellular component: mitochondrion. The transcript is spliced from 12 exons.